GGUGCAUAUUUUCUUCCUCUCCAAACGACCCCCCGAACAAAUAAACACCCCCCAAAACGUACACUAGGGCGGGAGAGAUAGAGUUUCCUUUUAUACAGUGCGUUUACACCUCCCUCCCCCUUCCCCCACCGCCACCAUUCCCGCUCCCACACGCACCAGACACACAUAUGAACACUCUUUUGCCUGCUCUACAAAAGCCCUAAUCUUUGAUCUCUAUUUCACUUUCUUCGAUCUCUCUACAAUCAAAAAGGUUAUAUAGGUUUAAGUUAUAUACACAGAUAGAUAGAAAGAGAAUGGGAUAUAUAGGAGCUCAUGGAGUUGCUGCGCUCCAUAGAUACAAGUACAGUGGAGUGGAUCACUCUUAUGUCGCCAAAUAUGUACUACAACCCUUCUGGAGGCGCUGCGUCAAUUUCUUCCCUCUUUGGAUGCCACCCAAUAUGAUUACCCUUACAGGAUUCAUGCUUGUAGUCAUAUCUGCACUCCUUGGCUAUAUUUAUUCACCUCGUUUGGAUUCGCCUCCACCAAGAUGGGUUCAUAUUGCACAUGGAGUCCUUCUCUUCUUAUAUCAGACUUUUGAUGCCGUUGAUGGAAAGCAAGCAAGACGGACAAAUUCCAGUAGUCCAUUGGGGGAGCUCUUUGAUCAUGGGUGCGAUGCGCUUGCAUGUGCGUUUGAGGCAUUGGCCUUCGGGAGCACUACGAUGUGCGGACGAUAUACAUUUUGGUUUUGGGUGAUAUCAGCUGUUCCAUUCUAUUUGGCAACAUGGGAACAUUAUUUCACCAAUACCCUCAUUCUUCCUGCAGUAAAUGGACCUACAGAGGGUCUCAUGCUAAUAUAUUUGUGCCAUUUCUUUACAGCUACAGUUGGUGCCGAGUGGUGGGCUCAACCAUUUGGAAAGUCCCUUCCCUUUUUGAGUUGGGUUCCAUUUAUCAGUGAAAUCCCGACAAAUGCAGCUGCAUUGUUUUUGAUGAUAAUCUUUGCUGUCAUACCAACAAUCUAUUCCAAUGUAAACAAUGUUUAUAAGGUUGUUCAGGCAAAAAAAGGGAGCAUGCUGCGGGCACUUGCAAUGCUUUACCCGUUUGCUGUGCUUGUGGGAGGAGUCUUGGUUUGGGAUUAUUUGUCUCCAAUUGAUUUAAUAGGGACAUAUCCGCAUAUGGUUAUUGUGGGAACUGGACUUGCAUUUGGAUUUCUUGUGGGAAGGAUGAUUUUGGCUCAUUUGUGUGAUGAACCCAAGGGCUUGAAGACUAAUAUGUGCAUGUCUUUGUUGUAUCUGCCUUUUGCCAUUGCAAAUGCACUCACUGCCAGACUGAAUGAUGGAGUUCCUUUAGUUGAUGAGAGAUGGGUUCUUCUUGGUUACUGUGUAUACACAGCGGCACUUUAUCUGCACUUUGCCACAUCAGUUGUUCACGAAAUCACUUCAGCCCUAGGAAUAUACUGUUUCAGGAUAACAAGGAAAGAAGCUUGACGUGUGCUACCAUUGUAUUCCAGCUGGCAACUCGGGAAAUAUGCCACGACGAUGAGGUUUUGUGGCUGAUAUUUUUGGUUUCACAUUAUUUACAGAAUUUCAUAUGGGUCCAUGGCACAGGGUCCAGCAGUUUAAGUACUCUUGGCUAUUGUAACUUAUUAUAUGACUUUUACUGCGGUAGUUGGUAGUCAUUUGAUAUGUCACUUCUCCCAAAUUUUGUAUGGAUUACAUUACACUAAUGCUACUCCCCCAAGACCCGCACCAGGUGACGAGGCACAUUAUCACCAGUGUCAGAUGUUGAACCGGUCUUUGGUGAUUGAUCUUGGUGGAAGUAGGAUUACUCUGGAUUAUUUCUUACCUUACUGAUGUGUUUGUGUUUGUGUUUGAGUAGGUGCUGGUGUCUGAGAAGAGUAAGCAGGG
Messenger RNA from Ilex paraguariensis (yerba mate), 1883 nucleotides. The record is from the annotation of a GenBank genome assembly. Lineage: Eukaryota; Viridiplantae; Streptophyta; Magnoliopsida; Aquifoliales; Aquifoliaceae.